UUCAUUUGGAUGACGAAAAUGAUUUUCCUGCCGGUUAGCGCCGGUAAUAAAAAUAGAGUUGGGCGGGCCAGGUAUUCGGAAUCGUUUGAGAAAAGGCUGAACUUGUCAAGGAGGGCCGGUGAGUCACGUAAGACUUUCCGCUCGGACUCUUGGAGCUGCAGUCGUAUCUUCCAAAAUCAGACUGGCCGAGGGAUAGUUGACGAGGUGUAUGUGAUACUGUCACGGGCCAAGCCGGCUGUAGGAAGUGACCUCCAGCAGGUGGACAAAUACAAGAAGAAAGGGAGGAAAAUUCCCAAGCUGGAAGACUUGUUAUUACAAAGGGAUUUCACUGGCGCCAUCACCUUACUCGAGUUCAAACGUCACGGGGGAGAGCAAAAUGAGGAUUCUGAUCUGUGGAUUGGAUACUUUGCCUUUCACUUGGGAGACUAUAAACGAGCCUUGGAGGAGUACGAGACCGUGACCAAAGAGGCAAACUGCAAUCCGGACGUUUGGGUCAACCUGGCCUGCACCUAUUUCUUCCUCGGGAUGUACAAGCAGGCCGAAGCAGCCGCGCUGAAAGCUCCAAAAAGCCGACUUCAGACCCGCCUGCUCUUCCACUUGGCUCAUAAGUUCAACGACGAGAAGAAGCUGAUGAGCUUCCAUCAGAAUCUCCAGGACAUCACCGAAGAUCAGCUCAGCUUGGCAUCCAUCCACUACAUGCGUUCCCACUACCAGGAGGCCAUCGACAUCUACAAGCGCAUCCUGCUGGAUAACCGCGAAUACCUGGCCCUCAAUGUGUACGUGGCCCUCUGUUACUACAAGCUGGAUUACUACGACGUGUCUCAGGAGGUCCUGGCUGUCUACCUUCAGCAAAUCCCCGACAGCACCAUCGCACUCAACCUCAAAGCCUGCAACCAUUUCCGACUUUACAACGGCAAGGCCGCCGAGGCCGAGCUCAAGAGCCUGAUGGAAAACGCUUCCUCGUCCUUCGAAUUUGCAAAAGAGCUAAUCAAGCACAAUCUGGUUGUUUUCCGAGGAGGGGAGAGUGCUCUGCAAAUCCUCCCUCCCCUGGUUGAUGUCAUCCCAGAAGCCAGGCUCAAUCUGGUGAUUUACUACCUCAGGCAGGAUGACGUCCAAGAGGCUUAUAACCUGAUUAAGGAUCUCGAACCUACGACUCCACAGGAAUACAUCCUCAAAGGAGUAGUGAAUGCCGCUCUUGGACAGGAAUUGGGCUCGCGGGAUCACCUGAAAAUUGCCCAGCAGUUCUUCCAGCUCGUGGGUGGCUCAGCCAGCGAAUGUGAUACAAUACCCGGGAGACAGUGUAUGGCUUCCUGCUUCUUCCUGCUUAGACAGUUUGACGACGUCUUGAUUUAUCUCAAUUCGGUCAAGAGUUAUUUCUACAAUGAUGACACCUUUAACUUUAAUUAUGCCCAAGCCAAAGCUGCCACUGGCAAUACUGCUGAGGGAGAGGAGGUGUUCCUCUUAAUCCAGAGUGAGAAGAUAAAGAAUGAUUUCAUUUACGUCAGUUGGCUAGCUCGUUGCUACAUCAUGAAUAAGAAACCACGGCUGGCCUGGGAGCUCUACCUGAAGAUGGAAACCUCUGGGGAAUCUUUUAACCUCCUCCAGCUCAUUGCAAAUGACUGCUAUAAGAUGGGCCAGUUCUACUAUUCGGCCAAAGCCUUUGAUGUGUUGGAGAGACUGGAUCCCAACCCGGAGUACUGGGAAGGCAAGAGAGGUGCCUGUGUGGGCAUCUUCCAGAUGAUCUUGGCUGGCAGAGAACCCAAAGAAACCCUGCGCGAAGUGCUGCAUCUGCUGAGGAGCACAGGCAACAGCCAGGUGGAGUACAUCAUCCGCAUCAUGAAGAAAUGGGCGAAGGAAAACAGAGUGCCCAUCUGAGAGGGCUCCGUCGGGGGAGCCGCCGCCCAAGGAGAUGCCAACCUUCUUGACAGACUGUACCCGUCCUGUUUCUCUCAAGUGGCCCAAGCCGGGGCGGGGGCCUUCCUCGCCCACUUUUUCCCUCACGCCCGCCCGGCAGGUGGGCCCACCUCAGCUCUCUUGGAUCCAGCAGAGCGCUACCCUGUGGCUUGGGUCCACUCGUGGUAAAGUGUCUUGUUUUUAGGAGAAGGGCUGAGCUGACUCUUGUCUGAAUCCCCCCUCUGUCUCUUCCUCAUGGCGGCCAAUUCUGACCCCGUAGACCCCCUGAUUCUCCACUGCAGACUGCCCACCAGACCUCAAGUCUAACCACUUGCCCCUAGCCCCACCACUUAGGCGCCCAGUUGCCGGCCCUUGUGCCAAUGACCCGCUUCGUCAAGGACUCUGGGAGUCUGGGCAACCUUCGGCAGAAAUAGGCUAUGACGUUGGCUGUGACAGCUCAUCAACUAUCACUGGUUCUUUCGCUGAUGUACUAAAACAUCGUGGAUAACUCAGUUCUGAAAAAUGGUCUUCAGGGUGAGCGACUUCCUGGUUCCUGCUCGUGACCACAGUCUCGAUUUUUUUUUUUUAAGUGGCGACCAACCCAAGGACGCCUCAGCGCGGUGCCUCGGAAAAUACAUCCACACAGCUGAAAAAUUGGAAGAUUCCGUGGACAAUUUUCCCGUGUAAUUAGACCACACUCGCCUCAGUCCUCUUGUUCACUGAAGGCCAGAGACAAAACAGGCUGCCAGGUCCAAACUCGCUAGCCAGAACGUAAACCUGGGCUCGGCCCCCGCCGUGGCCCCCCGCACCCCGGUGAACGGGUGGGCUCCUGAGUUGCGGCCCCCACCCCGGCAGGUAGGCUCGGGAGAUGUGUCCAAUACUCUGGGUCUAGUGGCACCCACUGCAUUCUGGAGUCUCGGCAAGCCCCUGGCAACCUCAUCUCUGGCUUUCUCACCGUAACAUGCCAGGAUUCGGGCUUCAGAGCCACCCCGUCUUCUGCAGGAAAGGGAAGGAAGAGGAGCGGAGUGAGGAAUUCCCCACAGAUGCAGGGCUUCCGAAUGCCUCCAGGCCGUGACCCAAGAGGGCCAGAGGCAGGGAUUCCCAGAGGCAGGGAUUCCCACUCAGGUCUACCUUUCCGCUGGGCUUGGGGCCACAGAGAAGGGCCAGGGACUGUGAAACACUGACCUCAUCUCCUGAGGCUGUGGUGACGAUACCCCCAGCUGCCAUUCAAGAUGGUAGCUAGAGUCCAAGGGGGGGGGGCAUCAUCUCAAGUUGCCCAGUUGCAGCUCCUCUCCCCGGCACCUGGAUAAGGAAAGCGACUGAAAGUCCGUCUCGGAUGGAUGCCGGAUCCUCCCAUCGGUGACCGUGGCUUUCUAAGUCAUUCAGUCAUUCACUCAAUCAUAUUUAUUGAGCACUUAAUGUGUGUGGAGCACUGUAGUGAGCACUUGGAGUACAGUACAACAAUAAACAGACACAUUCCCCGCCCAGAGUGAGCUUACAGUCUAGAGGAGCAAUGCCUGAGGGGUAUAAUGGGAGGGAAGAGAAAGCCAGGUUGGAGGCCAAAGCACCCUUGAGGAGCAAUUCAAUGGGCCUUUCCUCCCGAAGGAUGUGGAAGACAUUCGGGAACCACCGCUCCAUGGGUGGGAGCCAGAAAUCGGGAGCCGGUUCGGGCUGGGACUCGCAGAGACAGAACCAUUUAACCCUGCUUCGGCCUGCCCCUGCCAGGCUAGGACACGUCUCCGUUGUGAAAUGGCUUGAGGCAGAGUGGUGGAACCGGGAAGAGAGAGAUUCUUGCCCACACUUAAGAAUUGAGAGUAAGUUUGUCACAUCAAAACAUUACUUGUAAAAGGGAACGUCGGGGUUGGGGUUUUUUACUUAUUUUUAUACUUUUGAGAGCUUGUUCCAACCAAAGAGUUACGUUAUACUAUGGUCCACUCUAGCUGUUCCAAUUAAAGUUUAUGAUUUGAUUUA
Ornithorhynchus anatinus (platypus) is the source of this 3864-nucleotide messenger RNA. It is a transcript of the gene IFT56, whose product is annotated as tetratricopeptide repeat domain 26. Gene Ontology annotation, molecular function: intraciliary transport particle B binding; protein binding. The record is from RefSeq and is a predicted model, not a curated record. Gene Ontology annotation, cellular component: ciliary base; ciliary basal body; intraciliary transport particle B. Gene Ontology annotation, biological process: intraciliary anterograde transport; intraciliary transport involved in cilium assembly. The transcript has 18 exons. Lineage: Eukaryota; Metazoa; Chordata; Mammalia; Monotremata; Ornithorhynchidae. The coding region runs from base 10 to 1875 and encodes 621 amino acids.